AAUGCAGUCAAUGGCAAACCGGGUGUAACACGCACACUACGAGUCCCUGCAGCUACCAGUUUUCGGCAAUUGGCUGACAUGCUCAACACCGCUUUUGGGUGGAGAGGAGACAAGAACUGGGAUUUUCUCAUUGCCAGCAACGCAGGUAAAUGGUCGACUGUCGAACCUCCGCCAUGGCAAUUCGUUGCCAGAGUGCUGAAGAUUGUAACACCGCAAACUAUAAAGAGGGUACAGGUGCCAGACGAGCCAGAAGCUUACUUCAGGUCCAGAGAAGUGAGACUCUUCGACGUCUGGGGCCGUCACCAGCCACGACAAUGCGAGAAUCUUCAAGUCUGGUAUGCCUACCAUUCAGGCAUCGAGUGGGCUCACCAGAUCUCCUUCCUUGGUGAAGCCAACGACAGGCUCUUCGAGGCUUCGAGG
This is a messenger RNA of Aureobasidium pullulans EXF-150, 420 nucleotides long. RefSeq lists its product as uncharacterized. Lineage: Eukaryota; Fungi; Ascomycota; Dothideomycetes; Dothideales; Saccotheciaceae. The annotation marks the transcript as partial. The record is from RefSeq and is a predicted model, not a curated record. The transcript has a single exon.